Molecule: messenger RNA, 1530 nt
Organism: Daldinia caldariorum
Lineage: Eukaryota; Fungi; Ascomycota; Sordariomycetes; Xylariales; Hypoxylaceae
Product: putative maltose permease
Exons: 7
Coding region: 1-1530 (509 amino acids)
Biological process (GO): carbohydrate transport; transmembrane transport
Cellular component (GO): membrane
Molecular function (GO): carbohydrate:proton symporter activity
Source: RefSeq, a predicted model, not a curated record
AUGUCGUCAGAACAAGAAAAGGCCUUAGGGCUUAAAGACCACUGGAAAGCCAUAAUUGCGAUGACCCUGGUAUCCCUAAGCUCCUUUCAGUAUGGGCUCGACUUCGGUAUCAUCGGCGGUCUUCAAGCCAUGGUCCCGUUCCUCAAGGUCUUUGGGCAAGAAGACCCGUCGACUCCACUCGGAUGGAAUAUUUCACCCGACAGACAGCAGCUUAUUGCGUCUUUGAUGGUUCUCGGCGCCUUUGUAUCAUCUUCAUCGGCUGGGUUUACUGCCAGGUAUAUCGGCCGUAAACUAUCUUUGUGGAUAGCAUGCAUUGGCGUCUUUGCAUCAACUGCCCUCAUGCAAGCUACUGCAAGCAUAGGGGGUUUGUAUGCGGGAAGAUUGAUCAUUGGACUUGCUAAUGGAUUACUGAUGACACACUCCCAGCUCUAUGGUACUGUCCCCAGCCGCUAUAGGGGGCUAGGAAUAUCGUUUUCCUCGUAUUGGAUCUCCUUUGGAUCCCUAAUUGGAACUAUCGUCGAUAACUUUGCAGCCAAGAUCGCAACCAGGAACGCUUACAUUAUCCCUUUGGGUAUCGUCCACAUUAUUCCAGGGGUAUUGUUUAUCGGGCUGUUUUUCGUUCCCGAAUCGCCGCGCUGGUUAGCCGCAAAGGGUAGAUUCGAUGAAGCGGAACGAUCGUUACGACGGUUGCGGCCUGCACAGUGGUCCGUCUUGCAGGAGAUUUCAGACAUGAAGAAGACUCUCGAAGCUGAGGCUAGACUCCAGUCAAGCACUGGAUACCUGGAUCUAGUUAGAAACCCGAUUGACCGCCGCAGGACGACCAUCGCCAUACUUGCUCUUACAAGUCAAGCAGCGUCGGGAUCGAUGUUUGUCAUAUCUUAUGGAACAUACUUCUUCGAGAUGGCUAACGUAGGGAAUGCUUUCGAGAACUCAUGCAUCCUCACCGGAGUUGGGGCUGCCGCCUUAGGAGCCACCUCUAUUCUGAUCACCAAGUUUGGACGUCGGCGAGUUAUGAUGAUUUCUGGUUUUGUUUCCUGCGGAAUUUCUCAACUUGUUAUCGCCAUAGUGUACACUGUCCAUCCCAAUACAGAAAGCUCCGGGAAAGCUCUUGUCGGUAUGAGCGUCCUCUACAUCGUCGCCUACAACGCCAUGGUGGCACCUUACGCAUGGUUAUCCGGAGGCGAGCUUUCCUCGCAACGUCUACGCUCUCACACGUUCGGUCUAGCUACUGGUGUCGGAUUCUUCUUUGCGGUAACUUUCACGGCGCCCUAUUUUAUUAACCCCGACUCCUUGAAUUGGGGGCCGAAAUACGGUUAUAUCUGGACGGGUUCGUGCGCUAUUGCCGGUACCUGGAUCUACUUCUUCUUGCCUGAAGCAAAGGAUCGUACACUAGAAGACUUAGAUGAAAUGUUCGAAGCCCAACUUCCGGCACGAAAAUUUCGUAGAUAUCGUUGCACCGGAAAGCACGCCGCCCUUGGCGAGAAGGCUCAAACGGAAUAUAUUGAGGAGAAUGUCGUUCAAGGUAAAUAG